Molecule: messenger RNA, 468 nt
Organism: Penicillium nucicola
Lineage: Eukaryota; Fungi; Ascomycota; Eurotiomycetes; Eurotiales; Aspergillaceae
Exons: 3
Coding region: 1-468 (155 amino acids)
Cellular component (GO): nucleolus
Source: RefSeq, a predicted model, not a curated record
AUGGCGGGCGACGAGUACUCCGUCGGCGGUGGCAAGCUCAAGUUGAAGGGGAGCAAGGUUAGCGGAGGGCGGGUGGAGAAGAAAAAGAAGAAGAGCUCGAAGAAGAAGGAGGACUCGGCUUCUGCUUCUGGUCCUGGAACUCCUGCAGAGACGCAGAUACAGAGAUCGGCAGUUGAAGGGGAUUCUCGUCGGGAUUCAACGCCGAUUGAGUCUAGAGUGGGGAAGCGUGAUCAUGCCCAUGAUAAUGACCAUGACGAUGGAGGUGAUCAGGUCGCAGAGCGGGAGAGGGAGUUUGGCAGUGGGAAGACGGAGACAGAGAGGAAGUAUGAGGAGAUUCGGCGCAAACGGUUACAUGAACGACUUCAACGGGAAGGUGUCAAGACUCACAAAGAAAAGGUUGAGGAACUGAAUAAGUAUCUCAGUCGCUUGAGUGAACAUCAUGAUAUGCCGAAGAUUGGACCGGGUUAG